This is a messenger RNA of Penicillium lagena, 3264 nucleotides long. RefSeq names its product putative ATP-dependent permease ADP1. NCBI's taxonomy places the organism in Eukaryota, Fungi, Ascomycota, Eurotiomycetes, Eurotiales, Aspergillaceae. Gene Ontology annotation, molecular function: ABC-type transporter activity; ATP binding; ATP hydrolysis activity. The transcript is spliced from 3 exons. The record is from RefSeq and is a predicted model, not a curated record. The coding region runs from base 1 to 3264 and encodes 1087 amino acids. Gene Ontology annotation, cellular component: membrane.
AUGCGAUCGACAUCAACACUCACGAUCUUGCUGGCUUGCUUGUCAGCAUCUGUGACGGCAUGGAGUGACUUCGACUACGACUCGGAUCUCUUCCCUCGAUCCCUGUCGACCCUCGACGACCGACCACCGGACUGCCCUCCUUGUUUUAACUGCCAACUUGACGCCUUUAACUGUACUCACUUUGCCCAAUGCAACACCUUCAAUGGGAAAUGCUCCUGCCCGCCAGGAUUCGGAGGAGAUGACUGCUCGACGCCCGUCUGCGGCUCGCUGGCCGAUGGUGAUAACCGCCCGGUGCGGACGACCAAGUCCUGCGAUUGCAAGGAUGGCUGGGAAGGUAUCAACUGUAACGUCUGUGCCACAGACAGUGCCUGCGAUGCGAUGAUGCCGGAAGGCCAGGGUGGUACAUGUUACAAACAGGGCGUCACCGUCAAGGAGAACUACCAGAUGUGCGAUGUGACCAACCGCAAGAUCAUAGAUCAGCUGGACGGCCGGAAACCUCAAGUGACAUUCUCCUGCGCAGCGAAAGACAAAACCUGCAACUUUCAGUUCUGGGUCGGCCAGAAGGAAUCGUUCUACUGUGGCCUGGAUACUUGCGAAUGGGACAUGAAGAGCGAUUAUGCUAGCAACAAGACACACUACAAGUGUGAGAAUGCGGCGUGCAAGUGUAUUCCCGGCCGCUUUCUCUGCGGUGAGAACGGGUCCAUCAAUCUGGAUGACUUUCUGGACCAGACCAUCAAAGGUCCAGCCACAUUUUCAACAGACUCGACCGCAGAUCGUACCAAAAGUAUCUUCUCGGAGCCGGAGAUGGACAAGCUGAUUAGUGCUGUCUUUGGAGAUCCGGCCAUCUAUCUGGCCUGCAAUGCGGGAGAAUGCCUGUACAAAACCGACGUCCCCGGCUACGAGCGGCCUGUCAAGAAGAUCAACACGCCACUGAUCGCUGGAGUGAUUGCGGGAUGUGCGCUUUUCGUCGUUGCGGUCAUCCUGAUCGUUUGGUAUCUGUCCCGUCGUGCGGCGCGCCGUGGCUACGUUCGCCUAUCUCUUUCGGAUGAUUCAGAUGAUGAAGCCGCCAAGCUCCUUGCUGAGCAUCGACCAGCGGCUUUAUACUGGGAUAAUGUCUCCUACUACUUGAAUGGCAAAGAGAUUCUCGCAGGUGUUCAGGGUGCCUCUACGCCAGGUCAGAUCACGGCCAUCAUGGGAGCAUCUGGUGCGGGGAAAACGACUUUCCUGGAUAUCCUGGCGAGAAAGAACAAGCGAGGCGCCGUUGCAGGUGACUUCUACGUCAAUGGCGAGAAGAUGAGUGACCAUGAUUUCAAGAGUAUGAUCGGAUUCGUCGAUCAGGAGGACACCAUGCUGCCCACUCUGACGGUUCACGAAACGAUUUUGACCAGUGCUUUGCUGAGGCUCCCUCGAGACAUGAGUCAGGCGGCCAAGGAGCAACGAGUCUUCGAGGUCGAGAAGCAACUUGGCAUCUAUCACAUCAAGGACCAAUUGAUUGGGUCAGAAGAGGGCAAGGGCCGUGGCAUCUCGGGUGGAGAAAAGCGCCGGGUGGGCAUUGCUUGUGAGCUAGUCACCAGCCCUAGUAUUCUUUUCUUGGAUGAACCCACGAGUGGACUGGACGCCUACAAUGCUUUCAAUGUGGUUGAAUGUCUAGUGACAUUGGCCAAGACGUAUAACCGCACGGUCAUCUUUACCAUUCAUCAGCCCCGAUCCAACAUCGUUGCGCUCUUUGAUCGGCUUGUGCUUCUCGCCCAGGGCCGUACUGUAUACUCCGGACCAUUCUCAACGUGCCAGCAGUACUUCGAUCACGCUGGGUACUCGUGCCCGGCGGGUUUCAACAUUGCCGAUUAUUUGGUCGACCUUACUAUGCACGCCGGUAACGCGCGUUCGUAUACGGAUGAAAUGGAAUCACCCGGGAAUGGUCGCGCCCGUUUAACAAAGACUCCUUCGAGCAGCCUCAGGGCUGUCAAAUCCGUUGCCAGUGCAUCCAAUGCCAGCAUCGACGAAUUUUCUAGUGGCACGACAGAGCCCACUCGAAGACCCAAGAACAAACGGCGGGUAUCCCUGAAACAGCAACAAGAUCGUCAACUCUAUUCACGCAGGAAAGACAAUGAGCAAACCCCCUCCACUCCCAAGACAGAUGAGGAAGAUGCCGCGCUGGACGUGGCGGAAAAUACCCAGCAAUGGUUGCGUCUUUCUCGUCAACAAGGCAGCGUGCCGCCUCAGAUCCUUGACGACCCAGAUCAGUUACCUCCCCCAGCACCCGGCCAGACGGACCUGGACAUUUUGGUGGCCGGCUAUGCGAACUCUUACGUGUCUCGCUCAGUGCAUGAUGAGAUUGUGAAUGCGGUGCAAGGCGCCCAGGCUGCAAAUGGCUCAGCUAACUCGGAUGCGAUGUCUGGCUCGUCCCAGCCAAAGAGCUAUGCCCGCAUCGGAUUGAUGCGGCAGUUCAUCAUUUUGUCCCAGCGUACAUGGCGCAACCUCUACCGCAACCCGAUGCUGAUGCUCACCCACUACGCCAUCUCGAUCCUGCUGGCGGUUCUCUCCGGAUACCUCUUCUACGGCUUGACCGACGACAUCAAAGGUUUCCAGAACCGCCUCGGUCUUUUCUUCUUCAUCCUGGCCUUGUUCGGGUUCAGUACCCUGACCAGUCUCACGGUGUUUUCCACGGAGCGGCUCUUGUUCGUACGCGAACGUGCCAAUGGCUACUAUCAUCCGAUCACGUAUUUUGCAGCCAAGGUCGUGUUCGACGUGGUGCCGCUGAGACUGAUCCCUCCCAUCAUCAUGGGAAUGAUUGUGUAUCCGAUGACCGGCCUGAUUCCCGCAUGGCCCGAGUUUUUCCGGUUCCUGCUGGUCUUGGUUCUGUUUAACUUGGCUGCCGCCAACAUCUGCCUGUUCAUUGGCAUUGUCUUCCGGGACGGUGGCGUGGCCAACCUGAUUGGCAGCUUGGUGAUGCUCUUCAGCUUGCUUUUUGCUGGUCUGCUGCUGAACCACGAUGCUAUCCCCAGCUCCGCUCUGUGGCUACAAACGCUGUCCAUCUUCCACUAUGGUUUCGAGGCCCUGAUCGUCAACGAGGUGACCUUCCUCACUCUGAUUGACCACAAGUACGGGCUGGACAUUGAAGUUCCCGGCGCGUCCAUUCUAAGUGCCUUUGGCUUCGACACCUUGGCGUUGUGGGGCGAUGUCAUCGGCCUCGCGGUGAUCUCGGGGGCGUUCAUUAUCAUUGCAUAUGCUGCGAUGCAUUUCCUGCUUGUUGAGAAGCGGUGA